This is a messenger RNA of Wyeomyia smithii (pitcher-plant mosquito), 3920 nucleotides long. It is a transcript of the gene boss, whose product is annotated as protein bride of sevenless. Gene Ontology annotation, biological process: G protein-coupled receptor signaling pathway; visual perception. Gene Ontology annotation, molecular function: adenylate cyclase inhibiting G protein-coupled glutamate receptor activity; sevenless binding. NCBI's taxonomy places the organism in Eukaryota, Metazoa, Arthropoda, Insecta, Diptera, Culicidae. The transcript is spliced from 7 exons. Gene Ontology annotation, cellular component: membrane. The record is from RefSeq and is a predicted model, not a curated record. Bases 801 to 3665 code for a protein of 954 amino acids.
CUUUCGCCAUACGAUAUCGGUUUUCAGUUGCAGUCGCGCUUUCACCCUCUACACUUCGUAUGAAACAUGGUUAUCAAUAGGCGUUGCAUUAAAAAGUAUUUAAUUGUUUUCAUAGAAAAAAGUGCAAUGUGAAUUAAAUCGGAACAGUUUCAAAGGAUGUAUCGAAUGUGUGGAGAGGUUUUAGAGGAAUUCCUUUUUUUAAAUACCAGGGAAUUGACAAAUAUUCUGCCACAGAAAAAUGUCCAAGUUUAAAACUUUUUGCUAGGUGAAGGGUGAAUAUCGAUUAUCCAGCCCAAUUUAACCUGCACAUGUUUGAUCGAAACUUUAACGUACCAGAAAAUGCACUUGGACUGCAAGGGUGUCAUCGAACGAAAGUUACCUAUUUAAAUGCAAUAGAGUUUGUGACGGUGUUGUUAAUGAAUAAACUAAAUUGAUCGUUGUUUAAAGUUCAAGGUUAAUCAAAUAAGUGAAGAUAAGUGAGAUGUAGAACGAAGUGCAUAGGAUCGAACUUGCGGCUAUCAUGUGCAAGAAUUGGAAAGUGAUCGAAAAGUGUGUACCACCAGCCGUUGCGAAACUGUGUAUCAUAUUUGCGACGAGAGCACAAUUCCAAAGCUAAAAAAAUGAAGCAGAAGUGAAACACAAUUUAGCUUAUGGAUGAUAGUUGUUAAAUGCAGAUAAAUAGCCGAUUGCAAGAUAACUGAUGCGCAAAGCGUUAAAUUGGCGUGAAGUUUUAAACGUCCGCUAGUGCAUUGUAUGCAUAUUCGAGGAGUGCAAUUCAAAUGCGUUUUGUGUGAUCGAAGAUGUCGAUGAUCAUGAGAUCUGAGAAUAAAUGCUGCGUACCGUUUUAUGCUGUUGGUUUACUCGUGUUGCCUUGCCUUUCAGCUUGGGUCAGGUCCGAUGAAGCCGUAUCGGCAAUCGGCUCGACACCAGCUGCAGCCGAAGCGGAUACAACACAAUUCGUCUCCACCCUAGAAAGUAUUCACACAACAAAAGUGAUUGAGGAAAUCUCCGAUAAUAGUAUUACAAUUAGCCCUACAGCGAGCCCGUACUGGAGGGAGUUUGCACCCUUUGACAAUGGAACGGACACAAAUCAUUUGGAGGAGAAUGAAACAUUACACAAAAAUUUCCUUGACUUUUCAUCAAUAUCAAGUGAAGCAUCUGACGCAAAUGACACUAGUUUAAUAAAAGAUGAUACUGGAGCUCGGGUGGAAUCUACUACGGUUACCGGUUUAGCAAACAAUGAACUAAGCUUGCAAAAUUGUUCAUUGUACUUCCAAAACAGAACUGUUGUUGAUAUGUCCUUCGACGGUGGUUUUCGGAAUAUGAAACUUGAGGCGCAUUCACAUCCUCCUUUUGAAGCACCAAUUGCAUUCAAGGAUCGAACUGCGGAAGUCAGAAUGCCUGAUUUAUCUAGCUUAUUUUAUUCCCUCGAAGGAGAUUACAUGGUUUCACUGAUUACCAAUAAUGAUGAUUUUGGCGCCAUACUUUUCAUUGUAGACCGUAUUAACGAUCUUCAGUUGAUAAAAGAGAAUGGUACAUUAGGGUUGCGUAUUAUGUUUGUGAGAAACACGUCGGACGCUCGGCAGCGGCUACAAGACGAAGUGGAAUAUUGUAAAAAAUGCUCCCGGCAAUCGAUUGGAAUUUUCAUUGUUCCAUCGUUGUGGCCCUUUCUUCAGCCAUUUGUGGGCUCGAUGGAUUUUAAUAUAUUUCUCUUUCCGGCAUCCGAUGACCUUCUGUAUGCAAUGGCUGCUCAUCUGUUAUAUGAAUUGCCAUGGUCAAACCCUAAUUCUUCAGUUGCUGUGCGCUCGGAAUCAACGGAUCAUUCCAACAAAUUUGUUGCGAUGUGUCGCCUUCAGCAGCUGUGCUUCGAAAAUUUUCCAAGCGAUCACACAAUCUUCAUCGUCUUAGGUCUCACUCCUUCCAUCAGUUUUGCAACCAACGGAACGUUGAUUGUUAUACUGUCUGGUCAGGAUAGGCUUUUUGUUUCAGAUCUUCCGGACGGAUCAUAUAUGAUAGCUGAAAACGACAUUAAUUUAUCUGCGUUUGAAAAUCAGUUGGAGCUGGUGACGAAUCACCGCUAUGGUACAAAACUUUUGGCCAGCGAGUUGUUUUCAUCAGCUUCUGUGUUUUUGAAGAUUGUAGAUCUGUUGAAUUCAUUCAAUCCCACCAACGAAAAUGAUAGUUUGGUUGCCGGAGUGAACUUUGGAGCAAUACUGAGAAACUGGCAGUACUACGAUAAAAUACCCAUGCAAAGUAUUGUAACAGCGUUGAAAUUGGAUAACAUCACGCAUUUGAUGACUUUUGAAAUGCGUCAGAAGUUUAACCCCGGAGGAAUAUUAAAUUUAAAAUCUAUUGCUAGUUCUAACCUAAUAACCAAUGUUACAACAGUUCACAAAUCAAACGAUAUCGAUUACCAUCCAAGUAAGACGAAAAAGUUGGGAACUAUCUUCUACUGUACUAAGGAAUUUGAGAGUCGUCAUCCUGAAUUCGCGAACCCUCAAAAACCUAUUUACUACGGCAAGGAAUAUGCUGAAAUGUAUUGGCAGAUAAAACAGGAGCCAUGGGUAGCAGCUGGUUUGACGGUGUCAUCAUUAGGAAUUCUAUUCUGCUUGGCGAUAUUAAUUUUUAUUAUCGUUCGAAUUUGUUUGGAUGAUGUCAUGGAGGGAAAUCCACUGAGCAGCAUGCUUUUGUUAGUUAGCUUGAUAUUUCAAUUUGCGUCGUUUCUUCCAUUCUGUCUUGAAUACACGGGAUACAUACCGGAGUUUCUUCACAGAGCAGAUAAUUUUAACACAUGGAAUACGUUAUGUGUAGUGAAACUCUUUCUGGUAUCCGUGUGUUACUGCUUCACCUUUUCUAUUUUACUCUGUCGAAGUAUUAUGCUGGCAUCCAUAGGCAGCGAAGGCGGCUUCCUAUCACACGUUAACGGUUAUCUGCAGAGUGUGAUAUGUGUUUUUAGUGCUCUAGUACAACUUGGGCUUUCGUCGCAGCUAGCUAUCGUAUUCCAUGCCAAUACUCGUAACAUUUCGUGUAAUGACAUCUAUUUUGGAAACUGGUUCUGGGGUAUAAUAGCCUAUGAUGGAGUUCUGCUGGCAGCCCUUGUGAUUUUGUCACCCUACGUAUUUAAAUCACAGCGUAAUUAUCGAGAAGGAUUACUUUUGGUAACGGGAUCCAUUCUUUGCUUAAUUAUUUGGUCAACGUGGAUACCACUGUCUAUGUUCGGAUACGAAUGGCGAGAAGCAGCUGUAUCACUUGGAUUAGUUGCUACAGCUACGGCAAUAUUGGUUGGUGUGAUGGUUCCACGAUGUUUUUUGAUGGUUCGCAGCAUUUCAAGAGCCGAUUUGGUGCAAGCCUUACCGUCUUUAACUUCACUGGCAUUUAAUCAUGCGAAUCAAUGCAUGUCUGAUCAGAGUGUCUACGAAUGUGUGAAUCCAGCAAUGCGACAGCAACGAUCGGUGACCGCAGAAACGUUUUUGGAGCAUGAUAUGGAAGAUCCUUAUAUGGCCACCAGGGAAAUUCCUACUUUACCUUUACGCGGUAACCGAAGGAGUCAGGGACCAAACGGAGAAAUAAUUGGAGCGCCUUUUUUCUAUGGUAUCAAUAAUUCAUACAAUUGUUCCGACUCGAUACGAUCAGAUAUUUCACCGAGCAAGAUAACUAGGUUUUAAAUCAGUGCCUUACUCAUUAUUUCUAUUUCUUGUGUCGUUCAGCCAUAGUUUUUUUUUGAACCACACGUGUGAUUGAAAUUUAUCGUGGUGCCUGUUGAAUUAAAAUUGGACGAAGCAACCUAAAACAUUCCAAAGAUAGUAUUUAAGUAAGUUUCAUUGUACAACCUAUCAAUCUAGUCAUCAUGAUCUAGUUAAUGAAUUCUUUAUUUUGUACUGUUCUAAGAUAAGAGAUAAAGCGAGUGAGGUUAGUUUUAA